AACUGAUUAAUUACAUUCUUCAAGAAUAUUUCAACAGUCUAUAUCAGUUAAGUUGAUCUGAGGAAUAUUCAAUAAUAUUUUACAGCUAGGUCACGAUGCUGAUAAAGGUUUGGCCGAACAAGUACUUGAACUACGCCACACGGGAUGACUGGUUGGCACACAGGUACAGGAUCAAACCCAACAGGCUGCGCCCUCCUGUAGGCUGGGUCAAGUUUAGCCACACCGAGACGCCCAGGUGUGAAGACCCUUACUCCUGCGGGAAGAUGGUCAGGACCAUCCAGGAAACUUUUCUGGACAACGGCUUCUGGGACAUACCUUACAACUACCUAAUUGGAGGAGACAAAGUAGUCUAUGAAGGGAGAGCGACUCAUUUCACACCAGAUCUUCCCAAGCAUCUGGCGCAUCUAGAGGACGACUGUAUCGACAUCGCUUACAUAGGCAACUUUAGCGUUGAAGACCCUCCAUGGGAAAUGAUGGAAACUGCCCUCACCUUCGUUGCAUACGGAGUCAUCCGGACAAGACAAAUACUACCAACUUUUCGAGUUGUUCCUUACAGGGAGAAAGUUGUAUGCUAAGAAGACUGA
Molecule: messenger RNA, 584 nt
Organism: Macrosteles quadrilineatus (aster leafhopper)
Lineage: Eukaryota; Metazoa; Arthropoda; Insecta; Hemiptera; Cicadellidae
Product: peptidoglycan-recognition protein SB2-like
Exons: 4
Coding region: 96-575 (159 amino acids)
Biological process (GO): peptidoglycan catabolic process
Molecular function (GO): zinc ion binding; N-acetylmuramoyl-L-alanine amidase activity
Source: RefSeq, a predicted model, not a curated record